Messenger RNA from Microdochium trichocladiopsis, 1722 nucleotides. Its product is annotated as golgi matrix protein. Gene Ontology annotation, biological process: Golgi organization; endoplasmic reticulum to Golgi vesicle-mediated transport. Gene Ontology annotation, cellular component: Golgi apparatus. NCBI's taxonomy places the organism in Eukaryota, Fungi, Ascomycota, Sordariomycetes, Xylariales, Microdochiaceae. The transcript is spliced from 4 exons. Bases 1 to 1722 code for a protein of 573 amino acids. Gene Ontology annotation, molecular function: small GTPase binding. The record is from RefSeq and is a predicted model, not a curated record.
AUGAGUCCCCAAGAACCCGCCCAGCAGAAUAGCGCAGCGGCUACAAAGAAGAAGAACAAUAAGAAGAAGAAGAAUGCCGCAGCCAAGGCCAAGGCCGCAGCCGACGAAGCCAAUGCGCAGGAAGUUGCGUCGAACGGCGGCGACCGCGAGGACGACGAAGCCGAGCAGUCUGAUGGGCCCGACGUGAUAGCUACGGCCGAAGCCAAGGACCCCGAGAAUGGCCAUGUCCACCCUGAGCCAACCACCACCACCACCACCACCACCACCACCACCACCACCAAUGGCCAUAUGAAGGCGCAGGCCGAAGACAGCACGACAGAACCACUACAAGCACCGCCGACGAAGCUUUCCACUACCGAUAAUGGCGACACAAGUGCCCGGCUAGAAGCCAUGUCUCAAGAGCGUGAGGCACUUCGUGCCGAAGUGGGCCAGCUGCGCAAGCAGCUGGAAGAUAUCCAGGAGAACCACUCACAAGAGACUGCACAGCUCAAGUCUGACCUGGAGGAGAGCGAGGCUGCUAAGGAGCAGGCGCAGGAGCAGUACGAAGACCUGCUCGAGAGAGUUGAGAAGAUCAAAGAGACUGUCGGAACAAGACUAGCUCGGGGCAAGGAGGAGCUCGAGGAGGCAAACCAGCGGAUAGAAGAGCUCGAGGCGCAGAACGAAGAGCUUCAGAACGGCUCUCAGAGUAAUAACGAGAGGGUGGAGAAGCUCGAGACCGAGCUACAGGACGCGAACCGAGAACUUGCCAGCUUGCGCAGCCGAAACAAUCUUUCGCAGCACAACUCAUUAAAGGAGAAGGAGGAUCUGACCAGACAGAUCCAGCAUCUGAGGGAAGAGGCCGAGGCUGCCAAGGACGCCAUGGGCGACUGGGAAGUACUCGCCAUGGAAGAACGCUCGGUGAGGGAGAACCUUGCCGAGAAGGCUGCAGCGCUCGAAGAGCAGCUUGCGACCCUCAGGGACAACUACGAGCGUGCGGCAUCGGAGCGAGACAGCCAGUCUAACGCAGUGGACAGCCUCCAGCGAGCGCUGAGAGAGAUCCAAGAUGCGCGCAAGAAGGAGCUCCGUGAGAUGGUAGAGUCCAGCGAAGAGCAACUUGGCGCCCUGAAGAAACUGGUACAGGAGGCCGACUCAAGAGCGCUCGCUGCCGAGACAGCCAAGCAGACGCUGCAGAAGGAGCUCGAGCGCACAGCACCCUUUGAGAAGGAGGUAAAGGAGAAGAAUCUGCUCAUUGGCAAGCUGAGGCAUGAGGCUAUCGUUCUCAAUGAUCACCUGACCAAAGCGCUGCGCUACCUAAAGAAGACAAAACCUGAGGAUAGCAUUGACCGACAAAUCGUCACGAAUCACUUCCUCCAGUUCCUCGCAUUAGACCGGUCAGACCCGAGAAAAUUCCAAAUUCUCCAGGUCAUUGCUGGGCUGCUCAACUGGACAGACGAACAACGAGAGCAGGCCGGUCUGGCGAGACCUGGAGCAUCGAGCAACUCUCUGCGAUUGCCAUCAUCCCCAUUCCAUAGAACACCAAGCACGCCAUCACUAAACAGCGAGUUCUUCGCGGAUACCACACCGACGUCAGCGAACAAAGAGUCCCUCGCAGAUCUUUGGGCCGGUUUCCUCGAGCGGAGCGUGGAGGAGGGUUCGCAAGGUGGUCAGUCGAGAAAGGGGAGCAUGUCGAGCGUCGCCACGGGGACGACGACGACAAGGCCGGACACCAAGAGUGGGCACUAG